This is a messenger RNA of Drosophila elegans, 596 nucleotides long. Its product is annotated as male-specific sperm protein Mst84Db. Lineage: Eukaryota; Metazoa; Arthropoda; Insecta; Diptera; Drosophilidae. The coding region runs from base 215 to 388 and encodes 57 amino acids. The record is from RefSeq and is a predicted model, not a curated record. The transcript has 3 exons.
AUUCGUUUUGAACAGCUUGGACUGAACACAUCUUUCUCUUAAAAAAAAGUUCGAGAAAUAUGAAAAAUUGAAAAAAAAUUCUAAAUUCAUAGCCAAGGACUGACAUCAACGUAUUUCUUCAGCAGCAAAAAAUAUUAACUGUGGCAUUUGUGCUUCAUCUGCAGAUCUACGAAGUGAUUCAGGAGUGUCUUCGAGCAAAUCACAUACUUUCAAGAUGGUUCUGAUGCUCUGCUGCAGUUUCGAUCCCUUCUACGUGGGACCCUGUCCACCCGGUUGUCUGGCUCCUCUAAUGGGAGGCACUCCCUACUGUGGCUGUGGUCCUUGCUGCAGUCCCUGCUGUGGUUGUGGUCCCUGUGGUGGUUGUAGCUCGUGUCCCUGCGGCUGGUAAAGCGGACAUCGAGAGAAAAUAAGCGAGCUCAAUGGUCGAUGAUCAUGGCACAAUGCCAGCAAAGAUUGAGCUUCUAUCAACUACUGCUGAAGAGAUAUGUUGCUGUUCGAAAUCCUUAUCCUUGGCGAGGGCUUAAACAUCUAAGCACUCUUUGAUAUAAUACGUUUUUCGAUUUAUGCUGUUUAGAAAUAAAAUGUAUUAAAUUCAA